Molecule: messenger RNA, 1618 nt
Organism: Capsella rubella
Lineage: Eukaryota; Viridiplantae; Streptophyta; Magnoliopsida; Brassicales; Brassicaceae
Exons: 5
Coding region: 190-1410 (406 amino acids)
Source: RefSeq, a predicted model, not a curated record
UCACUCUCCUCCUCAACGAGUGAGCUAUGGCGAGAUCGAUGAGAGAAGUAGUUUCUUUCUUCUAGCCACUCUCCUCCUUUUCCAUCAUUUUGAUGUUCUCUUCUUCUGUAUUUGGAAUUUAGCUUCUGCAAGACACAUCCCUCUUUCUCUCUUUCUCGCUUUUUAUUUUGGCUCGAAUUUGGAUUUAAGAUGAGAAAUUUGGGGAAUUCUGCUUCUGCAAUGAGAUCUGUGAAGAAGGAGUUUAUUGUGAUGGACUUAGACGAUGAUGAAGAUGAAGUUGUUCCUUGUGGUGAAGUUACAGAAGAGUGUAUGAUGGAUGCUGAAGAAAUUAAUACUUCAACAGAUGCUGGGAAAACUAGACCUUCCAAGAUGCAACGGACUGGUUUUGUUGUCGCUUCUGAUGAUGAUGAUGGUGGUGGUGGUGAUGAUUGGGAUUCCAAAAUUGAUCAUCAGUAUAUGAUGUUGUUGGAUAGUUUUAGAGAAGAUGGGAAUUCAUUUCUGAGUGACAAUCCACUUAGGUCUAUUAGGUAUGAAGUAGAUAACGGAGGAUAUGACAAUCGCGAAUUUAAAGCAGUGUUUACAGAUAAGCCGAGUAAGGAAGAUCGAAACACUCUUCGUGUGACUAAGAAGAAGAAUGUUGAGUCAAAGCCUCAUGUUGAAGCAAGUUCAAAGAAGACAACAACGAAAGAAGCAGGUUUAAGGCGAAGAGAGAGUCGUGUGACUGAGAAGAGUGAUGAAGCAGUGCAUGUUACAAGUCAUGUGAAAAGAAACUCACAACAUAAUGGCAAUGCUAACGAGAACGAGAAUUCGGAGGAUCACCUGGUAUUCGAUAAAACUUACAAAGCUUAUCUCACAUGGUUAGUGGAGAAUUCGAAAAGUUCAAGAACUAAUCCUGAAAAAGAGAUUAAAGUAAAACUUGAGCAGGACUAUACAAUGUCUUUGUCCGAUUCUGAUUCUGAUAUUAUUGUUGGAGAUAGUCCCUUUAUGGAUGAGGAGGAUUCUCCAUUUGUUGCAUCAAAAAGUUAUAAAGUGAUUGAUCUUGAUGACGGGAGCAGUGAUGAACGCAGUUCUUGGUUUAGGAAGGAGAUAAUGAAUAUUCUGAAGCAGCCAUACACUGAAACAGAGCUCGUGAAACUUCACAAAGAAGCAUCAGUGCAUAGAGUGUCUUCCAGGCAUGUAGAACUACGAAAUGGAACAGAGUUUAGCUUUAAAACGGAAAAAGAGAGACCUUCAUAUCUCGAUGGGUAUCCAGACUUCAACAAGAUGUACAUUGAUACUUUACAUGAAAAGGAUGAGUAUAAAGCUCUGAACUUGUUGCGCGGGUUUAUCUUUUAUUUAACGAAUGUGGUUCGUGAUGAUGCAUUCAAACCAUGGCUCGAUCUUGAAUGUUUGAAGAUUAGAUGUUUCUGACAAAGGAGCAUCUGCACUUGGGAGUUCUGACACAAGAAUCCGUUUUCAUGGAAAAAUAAUUAGGAUAUGCAAGACCCUUGUUUCAUAAAAUAAGUUUCGGCAUGACUUGCUUUUAUUUGUGGAAAAUUAGCGUCACCAUUGUGUUGUAGUUCAUGUUCACCAGUUGGCAUCAGGUUCUGUAAUGUGAUUAUCUCUUCUCUGUCCUUUA